Recurvomyces mirabilis is the source of this 3222-nucleotide messenger RNA. RefSeq lists its product as uncharacterized. Lineage: Eukaryota; Fungi; Ascomycota; Dothideomycetes; Mycosphaerellales; Teratosphaeriaceae. The transcript has a single exon. The record is from RefSeq and is a predicted model, not a curated record. Bases 1 to 3222 code for a protein of 1073 amino acids.
AUGCUCUCGCAUGCAAAUAGCUCGCCUGGCGAACGCGUACGGCGGGCCAAGUCAACAUCCUCGCAGAAUACCACAUCCUCCGGCCACCAACGAGCUUCGACCUCCAUCGAUCCGUUGGUGGCUAAGCAACAGGCUGAGACAGCAGCAGUGGAGGCCUUUCAUCGUGCUGGAACUCAGGCCGACAAUGCAGCAGCCGCUCGACCUCAAGCUCACCGGAGACGAAACCAGCGGACCGAAGGCAGCCAUUUUGAGGAUGCGCGAUUAGGGCGACGAAGAUCUGGUUCGAAGAGGAGAGAUAGUAUGGUUGUGCCACCGGUCAAUGCCGUGGCGAGGCCGACCAAGAUCGAGCGCGCGGUCGAUGGUAGUGGUGAGGAGAGAAUCGUGACACGUAAACGUUGUAUCAUCCCGCCUGCAUCCCCGACCACCUCGCGGUCUGUUAACCAGCAGUAUCUCAACGUGCCUUCCAGCGAGCACAUACGACAAGCACAGUCUGUAGAUGCAAGUGGGAGCCCUGCACCACGAUAUCGAGGCUCGACUACCGACCAUAGUCAAGGCGCGCAAACGAGCAGUCAGACGCUUCAUCAACGGACUGAUGAAUAUGCUCGACAGAUGGCAAACCUUUCCGACUUUGACGAGCCGACAACAAGGACGACCGUCUCCUUCACACAGUCCACUCGCGAGAUGCAGACAGACGAUCAGAUCAUGGCAUACGCCAGAGAUCGUUGCUUGCAGGACUUCCAGCAACAGAAGAUCCGUGAGCGGAAGUCGUUCAUUUUGGCACCAUUCCAGAAGCGUCGUGGUGUCACUGUGGGUCGAUCUGCUACUGGAGGUUAUGAUACUAUGCUGCCACCCUUCAAUCAAGCCGAUAAUGUGGACAUGCAAGCUUUUCAAACAUAUGCCGAGCCGGUCCAGACCUCCUUGAACCCUGCUCCGAAGGCGCCCACGAGGAGUCGAUAUCUCCAUGAAACUAUCAAGAACCGUGUCAAAAGUGCCUUUCGAAAGGUAUCAAAGGCACCAACUGCGCUACCAGCUCAGCAUUUCGAAGCUACCCAACUACAUUACAUUCACGGCCCUCUUGUCACUCCUACUGAGCGCCCUGUGGACCCUUUCGAGUCUUUCGGGCAAGCACCAUCGGACAAUGCGGGCGAACUCCGGACUGCGAGUGCACACAGUCACGGUACUGCAGGUCAAGAAAGUGAGGCAAGAUCUAGGAUCACAAGCUGGACCAACUCGACGGUGGCUGGGACUCUGAAGUCGACAGCCACGGCUGGACGUGGAACAGAUGUUGGUGAGUAUGGUGGAAGACUCGGCACAAAACGCAGUAGUGCGACUCUGCGUAAGGCCACCUCUUUCUUCGGCAGACCUGUGCAGAACAAGCUUCGGCGGUCAAGCAAGGCCGAGCUCAAUACUUCGGAGGAGAGUCAAGGCUUGUACAGCGCGUUGCAGACUCGAUUCAGAUCAUCAAAUCGUACUUCGACGCCCGAACUGAUAGUUACUGGUGUUGGCAAUGACCUUUCCCGCGGUCCUUUAGCACUUUCGAACGAGGCUUUGCCGCAGCCAACAAGCAGAUACAGCACACCGACGAUCCGCUCAGUUACUCCGGACCCGUUGGCAUUCAAGCACGGUAUAUGCUCCCCUGUCCCAGAGGCCCUGAGCCCCGAAGCACGAACCGGAGAUGUGCAUGAUCCUUACGACCUGCCUGCUCCGCCAUCAUCAUUGACGCGCCGCCAUGCUACCAGAGCGCCAUGGCCUUCGCAGGAACAGCUGCAGAAGAGAGCAGAGCAGUCAAAGAACAGAUGGCAGAGCCCCUUGGACGAGCUCUCACCACGACCCUCAAAAGCGGACAUGCAGGAGAAUCCUUACGAGCUGCAGAUUCUAAAUGCUGCAUGGUCACAACCGGUAGCACGUAACGACCUCCCACACUCAUCAAAAGUCGGCGUGAGUACCCAGCAGCAUGUACGCCCAGAUGUGCUGUCACCCAGUGUAUACUCUCAAGCAAGUAACUGCGCUUCACCUCGACCUCUCACCCCUCCUGUCGAUCGAAGUGGCAUGAUUGUCACUAUCACUGGACACGAAGUGAGGAGCUACUCCAUCUCACCACCGAAGCAAGAACAGCCAGUGAAAUCACAUUCCAUUCGUCAGACGAGUGGCCAGUGGCGACGCUGGCUGUCAGAUGAGAUGCACAGUUUCCGAGACGCAGUCAAGGAAGACCUGCCGCUUGCCCAGGCUUUCUUGGAUGGCCAUACUGGUCAUGAUAGAAGUAUCUCUGAGCAAAGUAACCAACAGAGCGGGAAUGUCAGGCCAUCAUCUCUGUCACCUGUUCUGGGUGCUCGACCGGAUUCAGUGGCGAUGAGUAAUGGAGCUGCUGCAUCUAACAUCGCGGGUCGACCACGACUGAGGAGCCGAGGGUCAAGUUUCAUGAACGAGCGAUUCCCGAUGCUUGAUACUGGCCGGAACUCAAGUGAUCAAAGUAUCCGGAGCCGCAGGUUCUCAUCCGGAGCCGGCAGCUCAUCUGAGAGAGACGGUACGGCACGUCUUAGCCUCAACGGACGGACGAGUGGGCUGUCCGCAAAGCAGAGAGUGAUCACUGGCCGCGCAUCUAUAGCGCAGAUGCAACCGGCUGUACCAGACACUGGCAUCGCAGCCACACGGAAUCUCCCAGCCAAAGUCAUGAUGAGUGGUGCACUGAUCGAGGACGAGAAGGCCAUCGACCAUGCCGACAACGAUACGACCACGUCCAUCAUCGUCCCACCUCGCAGUAGGAACCGGCACAAGUCCGCCUUCGAGCUACGAGCAAAUUACAAACGCAACAUUACCACGCAUCAUGAUUCUUUUCCAAUUGAGAACAACAAGCACUUAAGUGCAUCGGAGAACAAGAACACUAUAAGCAUCCUAGAAGACAACACCAUCCGCAACAUUUCCGCCGGACCCUACGCAGCCCAACAAGCCAUAGCAGCUUGCUCCCGCUCCAAGAACAGGAAAGAGAACACGCCGCCACCCAUGGAAAUGAGCAACUUGCCUGCUCUCUCGAGCUCUGAAUGGCUUGCAGCUGGACCGAACAAGUCCAAGAGGCCGGAGACCAUCCAUCCUGCACUGAGGCAGAGGAGGAGUGUGUCGAGGUACUCGCCUCCGAAUCAAGAUGGUAAGGGUAGUCCGGCGCAGAGGAUGGCUAGCGAAUGGUUGGAGAAGAGGAGUCGGGAGAGCACUUCUGCUUUUGUUUAA